AGUCUCUGUGAAGCAGCCACUCCACUCUCCAGCAGGUCGCUGUAGUAACGCGUGGGAAGCGGAGGCAGCGAGCAACAGCACACUUAAGAGCUGAUAAUUAUAACAGCAAAAAGCCCACACACUCGUCGCUUUUUUGGCGGUGACGUACAAACGGAUACUUAUUUUUACCAACUUGACGUCGUCUGGAAUUGGAAAAAAUACACCCGAGCGAGAACUUUUUUUCCACCCUUUUUUUUGGUUUUCAAGAACCGUCGAUAAUUAAUUCACCGCCAUUGUCAAGUAGUUGGCUGUUCCGGGGAUUCACAGUUUUUGUGUUCGUUCCGUAUUCGAAGCGGUGUUGUCGACCGGAGAAGCUGCUCGGCUCGGCGGCCACCUGACCCUCGGCAAAAAACACGGCGGCUAAUGACGCUAAGCUAUAUAUAUUGACUCUAAGCUAUAUAAUCACUUAGCUAUAUAUAAUGUCGCUAAGAUAUCAGUCGGGCUAACUUUGCUGUCGCUUGGCUACGAGCUCUGUUAAGUUUGCUAAUACAGUAAUAACGCCAAGUUGUUGCUAAUUUGCGUCGUACUUGUUGAAGUUGCGAGGAGUCUCAGCCAACCCGUCUCGAACGAUGCCUUAAUCCCCAGACCGCCAGCCACCGCCAGCGCCUCCGCUCUAACGUGGCGCCGCGUCUCCGUCAACACCGCCGGCAUGAGCACCGCCGACCCGGAACGCUCGUCGCUCAGCUCCUCCGCCAACUCGGUGGCCUCCAGCGCUCGGACGCUCUCGGCCAACGUGAGGAAGCUUCACAACGCGCUCAACCUGCUGCUCAACGACUUCGAGAGGGAGCAGUUCAUCCACUGCCUCAACGUCUACCACUCCAAGCGCAACGUCUACGACUUGGUGCAGACCCUCAACGUCAUCCUCAACGCGCCCAGCAAGCGGCAACUUCUACCCAUGCUUCGGCUUGUCAUCCCCCGGUCUGAUCAGCUGCUCUUCGAGCAAUACACCUCGGAGGGCCUUUACCUCAAAUCAAGCAACGGGAACGCCGGCUCCAGCCCAACACCCCCGGCGCAUUUGUCGCCGGAAAACCCGUCUGACUUUCAGGUGGCGCUGCGCGGCUCGCCGGACAGCUUCAGCACCAGCAGCGACGGGACAGCUCCUCUGGUCCCGCUCCUGGGGAGGAACUUCAUCCACGAGUCGGCGGGCGAGCUGCGGCAGGUCACCAUGAAGCGGCACAAGAGCAACGAGGGCCUGGGCUUCAGUAUCCGCGGUGGUUCGGAGCACGGAGUCGGGAUCUAUGUGUCGCUGGUGGAGCCGGGAAGCCUGGCGGAGAAGGAGGGUCUCAGGAUCGGUGACCAGAUUAUGAAAGUCAACGACAAAGUCUUCGACAAAGUCUCUCACGCUGAAGCAGUUAAGGUGCUGAAGGGCAGUAAAAAGCUUUGCCUAUCAGUUCGCUCAGUGGGGCGGAUUCCUGGUGGCUAUGUCACCAACCAUGUUUAUACCUGGGUUGACCCUCUGGGGCAUAGUGUGUCCCCUCCACCCGACCUACCCGAACAUCACAAUGCCACCCUCAGAAGAAGCGACAGCCAGCGACGCAGCAACAUGCAGCUCCUGCAGGAGGGAGACGAGAAAAAGGUCAACCUGGUUCUGGAUGAUGGCCGGUCCCUGGGCCUUAUGAUCCGGGGUGGAGCAGAAUACACUUUGGGUAUUUACAUCACUGGAGUGGAUCCUGGCUCGGCGGCUGAAUGCGGAGGACUCAAGUCUUGCCCCUCCGCCACUCCUCUCUGUUCCUUGCAACGCCCACAGGUUGGAGAUCAAAUUCUGGAAGUAAACGGCCGCAGCUUCUUGAACAUCCCGCACGAUGAAGCUGUCAAAGUCCUUAAGUCGUCACAACACCUGAUGAUGACGGUGAAAGACGUGGGGCGCCUGCCUCAUGCCAGGACAGUCAUCGGCGAAACCAAGUGGAUCGCUAGCUCCCAGAUCACGGAAAGCUCAGCAAACAGCAGCAUGGCAGGUUUCUCUGUGGACCAGGGAUCCACUGAAGUCGGGAAGCCCGGCUUUUACAAGGGUGUUGCUGGAUCACAGGUGACCUUGUCCAGCCUGGUGAACCAAUCCAGGGCCAUGCUGGAGGAGCAAGCACGCCACCUUCUGACUGAGUCGGAGAGGCAAACUAUGUACUACUACAUGGAAGAGUACCGGGAUGGACACAUUGGCGUGGAGCAGCUGGUCAUGGCGCUGUUUGAACUGCUCAACACCCACGCGAAGUUCUCUCUACUGUCAGAUGUCCGAGGCCUGGUCACCCCGCAGGAUCUGGAGCGUUUUGACGGCAUGGUGUUACAACGCGAAAUUCAGGCUCUGAAAGCAAGACAGGGCACAGCGGCAGCCACCGCACUCCAACCCGACUCGCUGUCCAUGGUGUCGUACCCUGACACUCUGACGUCGUCCUUGGCCAGCUUCAUGACCAACACCACCCUAAGCUCUGCUCGGAACGACAGCGUGGUGGACGCCAAUCAGGAGGAUCCAUCUGAGAGUCUGAACACACUGCUGGCUGACAUCUCUCUGGAUGACGUACAGUCAACUACAGCUGACUCUCCCCCCUCCUUCAAGCCUCCACCCCCAUCAAGGGUACAGAGGCGCACAAGUCGAAGAGACCAGCUCACCAAAUGCCCUUCAUCCGAAUCCACUCAAUCAGGCUUGUACUUUACACCUCCCACCCACCCGAACCACAGCAAAAAAACAUGUCCGACCCCUUCCUCGCCCGCAGUACAUUACAAACAACAUCCUCCUCAGGAACCUUCUCGGGACUAUGCAGCCGUCCGAAAGAAAGAACUCUUGGCACCAUCCAAGAGGGAACAAAAAGCCCCCACUCAGUUGUCCACAGUUGCCCCACACACCAUCGGCCCCUUUCCCCGCGUCCAGUCCCCCAACAGAACCGCCAACCUAUCUGCCGCUUCCCCUUCACCACCACCUCCACCCCCGCUACCCGCACCUCCUCCACCACCCGUUAAGCCCGUUAGCAUGUCCAAAGCCUCCUCUCCGGGCUCUAAGCAACAAUUUGUUACAGUGGAGGUUCACAGGCCCAAUGCGGAGCCCGACGUCAAUGAGGUGCGGCCGCUGCCCCAGGCUCGAGGUGGUGCCCUGUCUCAGCUGUCAGACAGUGGCCAGACUCUCAGUGAGGACAGCGGCGUGGACAUAGCUGAGUCAGGACAUGUCAGCAAAGACAACAGCUCCCAUUCCUCAUGCACACGCCACCUUCCAGAUGCCCAGGGGAGUGGGGGGGGUAACCCCGCCAAACCGCCAGGGCUGUUGGAGCCCACCUCCACACUUGUAAGGGUGGCAAAGAGUGCAAGUACCCUGGGUAUCGCCAUUGAAGGAGGAGCCAACACUCGGCAGCCAUUGCCACGGAUUGUCACAAUACAGCGAGGAGGUUCCGCUCACAACUGUGGUCAACUAAAAGUGGGUCAGGUAAUCCUGGAGGUUAACGGAGUUUCCCUGAGGGGUCGUGAGCACAAGGACGCCGCACGCCUCAUCGCUGAGGCCUUCAAGACCAAAGAGAGGGACUACGUGGACUUCCUGGUGACUGAGUUCAAUGUAGCACUAUAGCUCCGUGGGGGGGAGGAGUGAGAUCCCGCAGGAAUUCAGGACGGAAUGAGGAUUUGAUUCUUUGAAACGGCACAAAUCAUUAUCACCGGACCUCCGCCUCGAAGAUCCCUAUUUGGAUAUGGAGCGCAUUCCUUCUGCUAUGGACCUGUUCACCAUUCUUUUCAACAUGUUACCUCCCCGCUGUGAGACCUUAUGCACUACAGUAGAAGAUAGCAAAGCCUGUAUAAUCAAACCAAUGGAUUUGCCUCCAUUUCAAAUGUACUGGAACUUCUUGCAGUCGUCCAAGAUACCACAGACAAUUUAUUAGUUCUUUGGAUUUAUAUGUGUAAUAACAGAUGAAUAUGGCUAUAUAUAAUAUAUAUAUAUACAGUAUACUGUACAAAUUAGAAGAUCUCUAUAUAAAUGUUGUAUGAACAAAUACACAUACAUUAUAUUUACACAUACAGUAUAUGACCAGAGUAUGAAUAUAUGAUCAGAGCAGCUCACAUGUUUGUUAGUAAAAUAUAGUUCAUUGUUUUCAUUUAAUUACCAAAUGAAUGGUUGGGUGGUUGGGUCCGGACUUCCAUUAUCUACACAGCUUAUCUUCUACAGGGUCACUGAACGCCACACGGAGGAUGCAAGCCAAACGACCUGUAAGGACAACCUGCAAAAUCAGUGCAGGUUUGAAUUCACAACGUUCUUGUUUAUGCCUCAUAACCGAUGACCAUGUUUUCACUCAAGCAUCAUAAGAACACAAACGCAUUUUUGCUUAAAUUAUUUUUUAAAUGAAAUAUUACUCUUUCAUACAAAACUGUGUUGAGACCAGCCAUGUUUGGUCUAGAGAUAGUCCCACUGAGACAAAGACAGGAAGCAGAACUGGAGGUAGCAGAGAUGAGGAUGCUGAGGUUCUCAUUGGGAGUGACCAGGAUGGAUAGGAUCAGGAAGGAGUACAUCAGAGGGACAUUACAUGUUAGAGGCCUUGGAGAUGGUUCGGAUGUGUCAGAUGUGUUAUCAAAAAUAAUAACAUAAAAUACAUUUAAAAAAUUGCCCAUUGAAUUAUAUAGUAAUUCCUGUAUGAUUCAAAUUAUUAACAUGUUUUUAAAGUAAAAAUCACACAAUUUGCUAAUUUGCUGAAUGGAUUUCCUACACUAUGAUUUUCUACAGUCCAGGGUGUACCCCGCCCCCUGCCACCCCAGUGAGCCUGUGCGAUGAAUUUAAUACAAGUGUGACAUCAUUACUCUUGCUAAAUGGACAAUAAAAUAAAAAAUAAAAGUCAUAUUUGGAGGCACUGCAGUACUCACUUCAUGCUGAAGGGGUUGGGCCGUGCAUGAGCUGGAAGAUGCUUGUCACUGCCGUUCUUCCAAUCAAUGAGACAGUCUUUGACAGUACCAACAAUUGGGGAGCAGCAUUCUCUGCUGAACCAAUCAAUACAUUUGACUGGCGCAAUGGAGGAUUAUAUACCCAAGCUCACCACCAGGUGAUUAGACUUUUACAACAAAGUAUUGCAACAUUUUCUGGAGAAGUAUAGGGUGCAUGUUCAUAUACAGACACAAAAGGCUCAUAUAUUGAUUCCACAUAAUUGAAAUGUAUUGAAAGCCAUCAUGUGGGAUAUAUUCAUGUAGCUUGUGUUAUAUCAAUUCAGUCAUGAAUUAUAGUAAAAACAGUUGACUUCUCAUUUUAUACCCAAAAAUAAGCUCAUGCGGGCGGCACAGCGGUCGAGUGGUUAGCGCACAGACCUCACAGCUAGGAGACCAGGGUUCAAUUCCACCCUUCACCCUCGGCCAUCUCUGUGUGGAGUUUGCAUGUUCCCCCGUGCAUGCGUGGGUUUUCUCCGGGUACUCCGGUUUCCUCCCACAUUCCAAAAACAUGCUAGGUUAAUUGGUGACUCCAAAUUGUCCAUAGGUAUGAAUGUGAGUGUGAAUGGUUGUUUGUCUAUAUGUGCCCUGUGAUUGGCUGGCCACCAGUCCAGGGUGUAUCGCCUGAAGACAGCUGGGAUAGGCUCCAGCACCCCCGCGACCCUCAUGAGGAUAAGCGGUAGACAAUGAAUGAAUGAAUGAAAUAAACUUAUGGAGAAUCCAUCGCCAAAAUACAUUUCAGGUGUCAACGUGGGUUCAAUUCAUCCAAGAGCAAAGAACAAGAACCAUUUCUUGACCAUAUGUGACAGCAUAAACGCAUGUUAACGCAGCAGUAGAUCUCUAAAGUGCACAAUAAUAUUUGAAAGUGCUUCACUUAGCUGCACCCCCCCGACUGAAUAAUCAUCAUUUUAUUGCGUCGUUUCAAAGAACUAAUUAAACGCUCCCCGGAGAGCACCAUGAAGCCAUGCCCAGUGUGACAACAACACUCAGGACGCAGAGGAAGAAGACUUUUAGAGGACACUGCCAAAGGUUUUCUUCGCUCACACUUCCUAUCCAUUUGUAGCGAAAAGGCAAUUAGGAGAUACGAUAUCAGGUAGAGUGAGGGAGGCUGAUUGGGUGAGAAUGGGGGCAAGAUUGCAAAUGUAAAGUGUAAACAAAAUGUGGUUGUUGAUGAGUGUAUUUAGACAAGCACGUCCUUCCUUAGCGGAGCCAGUAUAACCUCUCAAAAUGCUGGGAAAAUUCCUUGAACGCACCAUAAUUGCUUAUCCUCACGAGGGUCGCGGGGGUGCUGGAGCCUAU
Molecule: messenger RNA, 6216 nt
Organism: Doryrhamphus excisus (bluestripe pipefish)
Lineage: Eukaryota; Metazoa; Chordata; Actinopteri; Syngnathiformes; Syngnathidae
Gene: whrna
Product: whirlin a
Biological process (GO): sensory perception of sound; auditory receptor cell stereocilium organization
Cellular component (GO): photoreceptor inner segment; cilium; stereocilium tip
Molecular function (GO): protein binding
Source: RefSeq, a predicted model, not a curated record